AUGGACCAAUUUAACGAUUCUACACUCAGUUACGAUUACAGUAAUCCUCCGUUAAAUAUGAACAAGGGUUCAAACGCCGAAAAAUGGUUAUCCAUACUCUCACUGUUAAAAAAUGGAUCACAUUCAGAACAGGUAAUGGCCCUCACGGAGUUGUCAAAUCUGCUGAGCUACUCGAACGAGGAAUAUCUGCUAGGAUUUCCAUCUUUAGUAUACAUAAGAGUACUGUUCCACAUAUUGGAAAAUCCAAGUGUAAAAUAUUCGAAACUUUUUGAAAAAAAUAGAGAAAAAAGCGCCGAAUCGCAAAACAUGAGUAUGAAGUUCCACUUGCCAUACUUUCAACUACUCUCAUCAGUAUACAAGGACGAAAAGUUUCUUCUAGAUAACUUCUCGAAAGACAACUUUUUCGGAGCAGCGGAAACGGAAAUGGCAGCAGAAGCGAAGACGUCGGAGUACGAAGAAGGAAUGGACCUGGACGAGGAGGAGGAAAUGGAAGCAGAUAGCCAAGUAUACACGAAUAAAAUGAUACUGGCGGCGUCGUGCCUGCACACAAUACUGGAUAUAAUACCGUAUACGUCGAGGUACUUCGCAAUGAACGGGAACCUGACGACGCUGUGCUCGAAGCUCAACAACCUGGAGUACAUAGACCUUGCGGAGAGAAUACUGCUGAUAUUCGAAAAGCUUUCGCACGAAAUACCGCUGAGUCUGCUGAAAAAGGGAGUGAUGUACCACAUGCUGCAGUACAUAGACUUCUUCCCAAUAGAUAUACAAAUCUCGACGCUCUCGUGCGUGUUGAACCUGGUGAAGCUGGUGGACAGAAAGGAUUGCUUCGAAGAACAGGUGCUGCCAAUAGUGAAUCAGCUGUGCUCAUUUCUGCAGAGCGACAACAAGAAGAUGUCGGAGGUGAUAGUAGCAAUAUGGAGAGAGUCGCUGUCGAUUCUGACAGUAGUGGGCGACGAUCGUCUGGUGCAGAAGCUGGUGGCAGUGCUGACGGAAAACGGGUUCCUGGAGAAGAUACUGAGGCUGAUACUAUCGCCGAACGUGGGAAGGACACUGGUGCUGGAGCACAUGGGAAUGCUGUCGAGUCUGUUGAAGCUGUCAACGGAGAUGGUGGAACAGUUCUUCAAGUACGACCAGCUGGGUAACAUAAAGCUGCUGUGCUACAACCACAAGGAGUCGCUGCAGCACGUAUUCAUAAACCUGGCGAACAACAUCCUGAGUAACAGAAGAGAAGGUAAAAGGGGAAACAAAGAGGAGAAGGAGUCGGAGAACGCAGGAGAAGAGUUGAGCGGCUACGUCGAGGAGGUUGAGCUUUUGGAGAUGGACGGGAACGAGGAAAAGGGAACAAUGUACAAGGGAAACGGGAAUAGAGAGGAGUUCUUUUGCGAAAACGUGGAGUACUUCGCAUCGGUCUUCGAUCUCACGCCAGUGAGUGAGUUGUGCGACACGUUUUACCUGCUGAGGAGCGACAGACACAAAGCGUCAGUGAUAGGGCUUAUCAACAACAUCCUGAGAAUAGCGAACAGAAUAGAAAAGUACCGCCAGCUGCUGCAGAACACGCUGUCAGUGAGUAAGACGACGGAGUUCGUGUCGACGUGCUUCCUGCAAGUGGACCUGAAGGUGGAGGACGCAUUGGGAAGCCUGCUGGGAAUACUGGAGGAGCUGAUCAACAUCUUCGGGCGCGACGUGGUGGUAACCUUCCACAGAUACGGGAUUAACCACUACCUGACGCAGGCGGAGUCGGAGGAGCCAUCGCAGCACCACGGAAGAAGCAGCUGCACGACGCACAGAGAGGACUCGGACCUGCUCUACGAAAUAAGAAAUAACAUAGAGGUGUGGACGCCGUACGAGCUGGUGAAAAACGUACCGCUGCACAGAAUUAACUUCGUGAGAGACGAGCACACGCUGAAAAACUUUGUCACGGCGCUGGUGAGCCACUCGUACACGACGACGAACAUGGAGGUGCUGUGGAGAGCAUUCCUGAAGAUACUGCAACACACGAACAUGUACAGCCUCACGAAGAAGCAGAGGACACAAAAGGCAAUUACAGCGAACCAGGGGAAAGAGGCAGGGGCCAGGCCUGACGGGACUCCAGAGGCGAGAGAGGGAUGCGGAGGAUCGGAUCUGGAGGCGCUGCUCCUCUCAAGCGUAACGAAGAAGGCAGCAGUGGACACGUCGCUGACGAGAGAGAGCUCAGUGCAGCUGCUGGGAACGAAGGACAGGAAGGCGAGGACGGCCUUCGAAGGGAUGCUGAGGAAGUACGUGGACUCGGUCUCAGCGCACCCCUUCAACCUGAUACACACGCAGCUGAAACUGCGCCUGAGACCGUACCAUACAGUUGUCGCGACACAGCCCGGUUCGAGUAUUAGUGCCACCAUAAGUAAAGAGAAGGAGGAAAGCACGAAUCCCAAAGAUGAAGAGAAGGUAGAAGCGAAGGUUGCUGAGGAGGGAGAAAAGCUGUUGCCAAUAUGCGUGUAUGUGCCGUGCCUAGUGAGAGUGUCGAAGGUGGAGCACUACAUAAAGCGCUACAUAGAAAAGAAGAGGAACGUUAAGGUGUCGGAAGUGUACCUGUACCUGAACGAAGUGUGUCUGGGCUCAAACGCACAGUUGUACGAGUCAAUGUGCAGAUUCGGAGGCCUGCCGCCGAAGAAGAGAAGAAACAUAGUCAAUCACACACACGUGCUUAAAUACAAAUACACACUAAGCACGGAGAUAAACACAGAAACCGCCCAGCAGGAAAAAAUGAGUAACAGUAGAGCGGAGAAGGAGAAUCACGACCCGAAUGUAGUGGAAACGGAGGAGGGAGAACAGGGAUUGAAGGUAUACACGUUGUACAAGGGAGGAAAGUAUAACUUCAGAUCACUCGUGUCAGAUUUUAAGAGAUACUGUGAGUCAGGAGGAUUAAGAAGAUACAAGGAAAGGAGCGGAAAGAGCAGGAAGAUGACACAAGAAACGAUAAAAGAUGACAGCACAAUAGACAACAGUAGCAGAGUGUACGAAGAAUACACGUCUACCAGCACAAACGGAGAAGGGUCAGCGAAAAGUCUGGAAAUGGACCAAGAUGUGAGUACAGGAAUGGAAUACCUGGACACGAGGAAGCUCAUGGAAAAGUACAACGUCAGCAAUGAAAUGGAGGACGAGUACAUGAGUGAAAGGACGAGUUAUCUGAGCAGUAUGUGUAACCAGGCAACGGAAGGGAGCGUAGAGAUGCAAAUGGACCGCCUGGAGGAAAGCAGAUACGAAAGCAUUGAGCUGAGUAACCCAAUACUGUACUCAAAAAUGCAAAGCUUCAUGGGAGAGCUGGAUGAAAGAAGCAGAACGGUGGAGCAGAUCAUGAGAGUAGUAAAGUACGACCAGGAGAGAAUAAGCUUCAUCCUGGGAGAAAAGAGCAAAUUCGAAGACGUGCUGCUGGAGGCGGCAUUCCCACGCCUCCCGAACGUGCUGUCGGAAGAUAAGAAGAUACUGCUGAGAGUGAUGUCGAUACUGGCGAAUCUGACGGAGGGCAUGGGGGUAGGAGCGAGUUUCCUAGGCGGAGACGUCCCCUCGGGAGGCCACGAGGAGGCAUCGGAGGGCAGAAAGCCGGGAGCGGCGGAAGGAGCACCAGGGCUGGCGGUGAGCACGUCGCUCUCGCUGAAGGUGCUGGCAGCCUGCAGCAACCUGGCGGUGAGCCUGUGCUUCGGCUGCGAGUUCUGGGUGGCCUUCGUGCUGACGUGCAAGCAGAUAUUCUCGCUGAGAGCACGCACGACGCUCUUUAAGCUCAACACGCUCGGGCUCAACAGGAACCUGUGCGAGUUCUACGCGCGCGUGAGGAACGUGAGCAACGACGUGAUAACCGACGCAUUCGACGAGUACCUCUUCGAGUACGUCGCAAACAGCAACAUGGCGCUGCUGGACGAGGAGGUGAAGCUGCACAAGGCGAAGCUGGCGCUGAGCAGAGGCGACCUGCUGGAGGAGGCGAUGCGCAGCUUCGAAACGCUGCAGAACAACCCGAAGCUGGAAAUCGAGUACAAAAACGAGGCGGGCAUAGGCUCGGGGCCGACGCUGGAGUUCUUCACGCUGAUCGCAGAGAAGUUCGCAGACCACGAGGACCCGAGGCUGCUGGAGUGCAACGGAGGCUACCACUUCCCAGCGCCGCACAGCCUGGAGUGGACGAGCGCUGAGAAGCUGAUGCGCAGGCUGCUCAGCGGAGGCAAGGAGGGCGACCCGGGCGUAGUUGAGGCGCUCGACGCCGCCGAGGAGUUCGCAGCGAGGCUGUUCAGGCUCUUCGCGUUCCUGGGGAAGGUCUGCGCCUACUCGCUGCUCGACGACAAGCUCUUCGGGCUCUUCUUCAACCCGCUCUUCUGGGACAUGGUCAAGCACCCGAGUAAGCCGCGCGCGCUGACGCUCGACGCGCUGCGGGCGGUGGACGCGGGGCUGGCGGCGUCCCUUGAGCAGGUGCUCGUGCACCCCAACCCAUCUGAGCUGCACCUGACCCACGAGUUUCAAGGAUAUGAGCUAUUUGAGGGAGGGGCGUACGUCUACGUUGACAGAGACAACGUGGAAGACUACGUGCAGUCAAUAGUGGAGUUCAAGCUGUCAGCCGGAGUUAAUUUCCAGAUCUGGGCGUUCAGAUACGGAUUCAGCACAAUGCUGCCACUGUAUAGCCUCUGGUUCUUCAAAGACAGGGAGUUGAGCGAGGAGAUAUUCGGAACCGUUAAGAGCCAGGAGGAGUUCUGGACAGUGGAGCACCUGAAGAGCUACAUCAUCCCGGACCACGGCUACGACCAGAACAGCAGGACGUACAACAACCUGAUAACGAUACUGCACGAGUUCGACGACCACAACCGAAGACUCUUCCUCAAGUUCACAACAGGAGCGCCGAUCCUGCCAAGGGAAGGAUUCAAGUCACUAGUGUAA
Molecule: messenger RNA, 4893 nt
Organism: Theileria orientalis strain Shintoku
Lineage: Eukaryota; Apicomplexa; Aconoidasida; Piroplasmida; Theileriidae
Exons: 8
Coding region: 1-4893 (1630 amino acids)
Biological process (GO): protein polyubiquitination; proteasome-mediated ubiquitin-dependent protein catabolic process
Molecular function (GO): ubiquitin protein ligase activity
Source: RefSeq, a predicted model, not a curated record